AGUCCGGCUAGUAUCAACAACUGAAGUGUAAUGAUUAAUCGAGGAAUAUUUCAAUCAUGGAGGAUCUGACGACUCCUGUUCGACCGCAGCAUAAAUUUAAUGUACUCAGUCUUCACAGAUAUCUGUCUGCCAAGUCGCUGGUGUCGGAUAAUGACAGGUUAACUGUCAGACAGUACAGUUCUGGACAGUCAAACCCAACAUUUCUCAUCCAGACACCUUCCAAAGGCUACGUCCUCAGGAAGAAACCCCCGGGCGAGCUGCUGCCGGGGGCUCAUAAGGUUGACAGGGAGUAUCGCGUGCAGAAAGCCCUUUUCUCUGCUGGUUUCCCCGUGCCUCAGCCCAUCUUACAUUGCACUGAUGUUGAAGUGAUCGGAACAGAGUUUUACCUGAUGGAUCAUGUGAAGGGACGCACAUUCAGAGAUCUUCGUCUCCCUGGAGUGAGUCCAGCCGAGAGGAGCGCCUUGUACGUGGCUGCAGUGGAAGUGUUGGCAAAGCUCCACUCACUGGGCCUGGCGUCACUGAACCUUGAGGGAUAUGGGAGAGGGCCGGGCUACUGCAGGAGGCAGGUGGUCACCUGGACGAAGCAGUACACUGCAGCCGCCCACAGAGACAUCCCUGCUAUGAAUCAACUGUCCGACUGGCUGAUGAAGAAUCUGCCAGCGAGUGACAAUGAAGUGACGCUGGUGCACGGAGAUUUCCGAAUCGACAACUUGAUAUUUCACCCAACAGAGGCACGUGUGAUCGCGUUGUUGGACUGGGAGCUGUCUACCACUGGGCAGCCGUUGGCAGAUUUGGCCUACUUCCUGAUGCCUCAUUACUGGCCUAUAAAUCUGGACAUUAGCGGCACAAUGGGCAGUGUUAAAGGAAUAGAAGGUAUUCCACCUGUGCAGGAUUUACUGUCCAUUUACUGCAGAUGUCGUGGGAUCUCGUCUGAAUUUCCGCCAUUGAAUUUCUACUUGGCAUUGUCAUUUUUUAAAAUGGCUGGAAUUGCCCAGGGGAUCUACGCUCGCUACCUGCUGGGUAACGCCAGCGCCACCAAUGCAGCUGUGUUCGGCAGUUGUGUGGAGCCCUUGGCCCAGGUUGCUUUGCAGCUCACUCAGAGGCCUCAGACAGAUACAACAAAAGACGCUCUGUUCCUCCAGACGGCGAAAGGUCAGGCCGUCCUCCAGCAGGUCAAAGACUUCAUGAGACAAUAUGUGCUUCCUGCCCAGCAGGAAGUCGCAGAGUAUUACUCAAAGCAUGCUCAGUCCCCACAGAGAUGGCAGACCCCACAAAUCAUCGAGGAUCUGAAGGUGAAGGCCCGGGAGGCGGGUCUGUGGAACCUGUUCCUGCCUUCGGUCAGCGGACUCAGCCAGCUGGAUUACGCCUAUAUCGCAGAGGAAACUGGCCGCUGCCUGUUUGCCCCCGACGUCUUUAACUGCCAAGCGCCUGACACGGGGAAUAUGGAGGUGCUCCACAUGUUUGGGAGCAAGGAACAGAAGAAAACAUGGCUGGAACCUCUACUCCAAGGAGAGAUCCGCUCGUGCUUCUGUAUGACAGAGCCUGACGUAGCCUCCAGUGACGCCACCAACAUGGAGUGCAGCCUCCGCAGGACUAAAGACGGCUACGUCAUCAACGGCAAAAAAUGGUGGAGCUCAGGUGCUGGAAAUCCCAAGUGCAAAGUGGCCAUUGUGAUGUGCCGGGGCAGCUCUCCAGAUGGGAGCAGGUACAGCCAGCACAGCAUGAUCCUGGUUCCUCUGGACGCGGCGGGCGUGAAGCUCAUCCGGCCGCUCACUGUGUUCGGGCAGGACGAUGCCAUACACGGCGGCCACUUUGAAGUGCACUUUGAAAACGUGCACGUCCCUGCGUCCAACAUUAUUUUGGGGGAAGGCAGGGGCUUCGAGAUCGCGCAGGGCCGUCUGGGGCCGGGCCGGCUGCACCACUGCAUGCGGGCUGUCGGCACUGCAGAGCUGGCCCUGGAGCUGCUGUGCCAGCGCGCCGCUUCCAGGCGCACGUUUGGAAAACAUCUGUACCAACAUGAAGUCGUCGCUCACUGGAUCGCGGAGUGCCGCCUCAUGAUCGACCAGGCGCGCCUGCUCACCCUGCAUGCUGCUCAUGCCGUGGACACGCUGGGCAAUCAGGCCGCUCGCAAACAGGUUGCAAUGAUCAAGGUGGCAGCAGCCAGGAUGGCCUGUAAGGUGGUGGAUCUCGCCAUUCAGGUGUACGGAGCUGCAGGAGUGUCAGGAGAUUUCCCACUUGCACAGAUGUACAUGAACUUGAGGACUCUGCGUCUCGCCGACGGGCCGGAUGAGGUCCACCUCUCCUCCAUCGCACGCUUUGAACUGAGAGAUCAAAUGAAGGCGGCUCAGGCGAAGCUGUGAUGGAAACAUCUGCGGCCACAGCAGCGUCACUAAACUGCAAGCACUUUAAUCUCGACCAAUCUUCCCCCUGAUUUUCUACAGAAACAAAAAAAUCCUGAUUGUAAAAUAUGUAAAAACUAAGUGACUGAUGUCUUAAUAAACACUACUUGAUUAA
Molecule: messenger RNA, 2514 nt
Organism: Salarias fasciatus (jewelled blenny)
Lineage: Eukaryota; Metazoa; Chordata; Actinopteri; Blenniiformes; Blenniidae
Gene: acad11
Product: acyl-CoA dehydrogenase family, member 11
Exons: 20
Coding region: 57-2360 (767 amino acids)
Biological process (GO): fatty acid beta-oxidation using acyl-CoA dehydrogenase
Cellular component (GO): mitochondrion; cytoplasm
Molecular function (GO): flavin adenine dinucleotide binding; acyl-CoA dehydrogenase activity
Source: RefSeq, a predicted model, not a curated record